CAAGUGCUGCCCCGCCCCUCCCACUUCUGCCAGGAGAAAGGGACUUGAAAACCCUUCAACAAAUUUUAUGACGAACUAGCAGUUUUAACUGAAAGCGUCUCAUUUUACGGCCUUUCAUCAGUAUGUAAGCCAGGGCUGUUUAUUUGGUGGUAGUUUCCUGUGCCGCGUCCUCCUUCCUUGAGCUCUACCUUGUUGAAAGCCAGGCCACAGAAGAAGAUGGGUGUAUGACCAGUUCUAACAGAGAGGAGGGAAAAGCAAGACAGAGGUUUCCUGUCACUUGUUGCAGCUCAGAAACAGUAGCCAAGAGAAGGAAAGCCUGCAUACAAGGUGUGUCAUGAUGUCAGAGACAGAUGGGAAAGAAGCUCCAGCUGCAGAGGCCACAGCAGAACACAUGUCCAGCACUCAACAGGUACAAGGUGGAGCAUCUCUGCCUGUGGCCUCCGCACAGUCUUCUGCCCCCACAGGAACAGAGGAUGAGGAUGAAAGCGAAGACGAGUCAGAGAUCCUGGAAGAGAGUCCCUGUGGUCGUUGGCAGAAACGUAGAGAGGAGGUGAAUCAGCGUAAUGUCCCUGGGAUAGAUGCUGCGUACUUGGCUAUGGACACAGAGGAGGGGGUGGAGGUAGUUUGGAAUCAAGUCAUGAUCUCAGAGAGGAAGAACUUCAAACAGCUGGAGGAGAAAGUGAAGGCUGUGUUUGAUAACCUAAUCCAUUUGGAACAUGCAAAUAUUGUCAAGUUUCACAAGUACUGGGCAGACACAAUGGAUAACCGGGCCAGGGUCAUUUUUAUCACUGAAUAUAUGUCAUCAGGAAGCUUGAAGCAGUUUUUGAAGAAGACAAAGAAGAAUCACAAAAGCAUGAAUGAAAAGGCUUGGAAGAGAUGGUGCACACAGAUCCUGUCUGCUCUCAGUUAUCUCCACUCAUGUGACCCUCCCAUCAUCCAUGGCAACUUGACCUGUGACACCAUCUUCAUUCAGCACAACGGGCUCAUCAAGAUCGGAUCAGUUGCUCCAGACACCAUUAAUAACCAUGUGAAGACUUGUCAUGAGGAACAGAAGAACAUGCACUUCUUUGCUCCAGAGUAUGGAGCAGUUGAUGAUGUCACUACAGCUGUAGACAUCUAUUCAUUUGGCAUGUGUGCCUUAGAGAUGGCGCUCUUAGAGAUCCAGGGGAAUGGAGAGUCCUCUUACGUUUCUCAGGAGGCCAUUAACAGUGCCAUACAGUUACUGGAGGACCCACUGCAGAGGGAGUUAAUCCAGAAGUGCCUUGAUUGUGAUCCCAGCACAAGGCCUACAGCCCGAGAGCUGCUGUUUAACCAGGCUCUGUUUGAAGUACCAUUGUUAAAACUGCUGGCUGCGCAUUGUAUCGUCAGCCACCAACAUAUGAUUCCCGAAAAUGCCCUCGAGGAGAUAACAAAGAACCUGGACCCCAACCUGGUCAUCGCUGAGACAAAGGAUGUUCAGCUCAAGCUUUUGCAGUUUCCUGCUUUGGAGCUUGAUAAAUUCCUGGAGGAUGUGAGGAACGGUAUUUAUCCAAUGACAGCAUUCGGACUGCCCUGUUCACAGCAGCCUCAACAGGAAACUGUACAAUCUCCUGUUGUCAUCCCCUUGGUCAAAUCCCCCACCCCUGAACCUGCGGAGCUCGAAACACGACGGGUCAUUCAUAUGCAGUGUAACGUUGAACCUGUUGAGGAGGGUGCAAAGUUUCAUCUGACAUUACUGCUGAAACUUGAGGAUAAACUGAAUAGACAUCUAAGCUGUGACAUGUUACCUCAUGAGAAGGUUCAAGUAUUGGCUGAAGAGUUGGUGCAGCUGGGCUUAAUCAGUGAGUUGGACCAAAACAAAAUAGCCUGUCUACUAGAAGAAACCUUCAGCCAAGCUCUUCAGUAGCAAGAGUUUCCUCAACCAUGUCUCUGUCUAAGUACACUCUCUCAAUCCUGUUAUACACAGUGACUGUAUUUUGUGUUCGUUUGUUUUUUUUUUUUCCUAUCUUUUAUACCAAGCUGUAGGUGGCAAUGUGACCAAAAAUGUGGGUUUUCUCCUUGGAAUCAGGGAUUAUAACUUCCUAACCGCACACAAAACUUUUAAUAUAAAGCCAGUUUUACUCCAAAGAAGCCACAUAGAGUGAUUUCACAUUUUAGGUUGGCUGUUAAGUUUAAUUAAAAGAUAAACCUCAUUAAUGCUGCAAGAGACACAACAGCACUGACUAGAUUACUUGCACCUGUACAAUGAAACCUAGGUUUUCUCAAACACACUGUUGUAUUUCAACUAUGACCUGUUUACAUUAUGAAAUGCCUGGCCUGUUUGUGUUCUCAGAUGAGAUCAUCAGGCUUUCUCUCCAGUUGUACCUCAUCUAUGAACUCACUUUUCUCAACCAGCAAAAGUAUAACUUCCCUAGAGAUGGAGGGAUACAUUUCUACCCAAAGAAAAUGUUACAGAUUAAGCCAACCCAUUCCUUUCAACCAUUCUCAUUUCGCAUGGUUCCCCCUCUCAGUUGGCUCCUUUUUUAAAUUCACCUCAUAUGACAGAACAUUCCCAGGUCUUUGACCUUUGUGACCAAACUAUCACCUGUCAUGUUAAAUAUAUAGAAUAGUUUGAAAACUGGAUCGCAAAGAUGGAACCAUCUUAGUUAAUUAUUUAAUGGAUAAAUAACCAUGGUUAAUAUUUUUUAAAACCUUUCACACAAAACAAAAUGUAUGUGCAUUACUGCAUAUCACAAUGUGGCCAGGCAUCUUGCCAGUUCUUUCUGGAAGAUAGUUACUGUGAGGUACUGUGAACUCAGUGUUACUGAAUUUCCGUUUGUGUGUAUGUUUUUAUAUUUCGCUCUACUGUUUGCCUUACUAUGGGCCUACGCACAUGCCUUAAAGUUCUCUUGUCUCUGUUUGUUUUUAUUAUUUUAUGAAUUGUUUUACCAUUUGCUGCUUGUCGGGUUCACACAUGUUACUCUGCCUUAAAGAUAAAUUCAUGUGGGACUUGUAUAGUGAACUCGGCUGCCAUAUGCUGUAGAGAGAGGACCUCGCCUUGUCCUGAUACGUCUGUGUGAGAGUUUCAUGUUUAUUUAUGUUACAGAUACUGUAUAUCAUGUGUUUUUCUUUACUAAUUUCCCUUUUGUUUACUGUUGUUUCACAUGGAGACCACACCAUCAAGAGUCUGAGUCAAUAUAAAACUUCUCAUCUCUGUUGCUUUUGUUUUCAUUUGAUAGAAGUCCAUUCGAUAAGUGGGACCUUGUGGAUUCAUAUUAUCCUUCACAGAGUGCCGAGGCUCCUAAACUUGAACACAACAUUUUACAUCUUACAGGUCUUGUUUAGACUUGUAUUGAGAUCAGGGAGUUGCCUACGGCCUUUUUGUGACAGUUUGGCUCAGACCUCUGUGGACUCCUGGUACUACUGUGUCUGAAAGCUCACACAGUUCAGUCUUAAAGAGGCAGUAAGAAUGCAAACAGAGUAGAACAUUCUCAAUAUGUUUGUAGAUAUUAUUGCAUACAAUAACUUCCCCUGUUCUGGUAUUUUAUUUAAAUUAUACAGAGAGUGUCUUAGAAUCAAUCUGCCAGCUUAAUUUAAGACUACUGUAUGAGCUUUCAGACGGAGCUAUCCUCUGAUGCUGGUUAUUAUAAUGUUAGAUUGGACACCUCACUAGUGAGAUCAGAUUAAUCCAAUGAUCUCAACUCAUGUAUUUCUGAAGUAUUUUUUAAUCUUAUUCAGGCAACUGUCAUGCUCCAAUCUGCUAUUUUCUGUACGCAACGUGUGUUGUCCAUCUUUACGCAUUGUUUACUUUAUUCUCCUCUCUAUGUAUGUCUAUUUGUGAACUGGUAAGAUUGUAUAUUCCAAAGAUAUGUUCAUAAGUUAGCCAGUAGAAUGUACACACAUCACUUCUUGUAUAGAGGAGUGGUAAAAACCAACCAAUGUGAUCGCCAGAGCAGCUUUGUACUGACUCUGUCUUUAUAGCUCUUUAUAGUUUCUGGUGGUGUUGAAACUGGCUAUUAAAUAAUAGUACGGGAUGGGCAGCUUGAGCCUGUUACUCCAGGAUGUGAGGUUUUGGUUAUAUAUGGUUAUAUUUUGUAUAUGACAUGAAUGUUGGUAAAUGUGUGUGUCUUUUCUGAAAUGUGUAUCCUGACAAAAACUGCAUAGUAUGAGUGGUCUUUCAAAUAAAUGUGUCAAGUGUU
Molecule: messenger RNA, 4157 nt
Organism: Lates calcarifer (barramundi perch)
Lineage: Eukaryota; Metazoa; Chordata; Actinopteri; Centropomidae
Product: nuclear receptor-binding protein
Exons: 18
Coding region: 335-1885 (516 amino acids)
Biological process (GO): intracellular signal transduction; protein phosphorylation; endoplasmic reticulum to Golgi vesicle-mediated transport
Cellular component (GO): endomembrane system; cytoplasm
Molecular function (GO): protein kinase activity; ATP binding
Source: RefSeq, a predicted model, not a curated record